AUGUAUGUUACAUUGGUGCUAAUUCUGGUUGCCGCAAUAGCCGCAACCUGUGCCGCGUCAACACGGGAAUCCAACGAUAACAACCUGACCAAUGACAAGAAAGAUCCUACCACACACGAACUCCUCAGAUCACUCGGCCUGAAGAAGCUUAGGAUUCCAGCUGCUCACCACCGAAAACGUCUAGCGGAACAGGGCAGACGGCACGGUAACGGCGACUCUAGAAUGUACGUCAUUAAGUUACCACCAAACACGAGCUACUACAGCCACUCGGACCCCGCCCCGGCAGCCGCACGCACGUUGCCCUUACAAAUGACAAGCAACGGGAAACCAGCUAAGGUUUACCAUUGGAACUUACCCACGCUGCAUAAAAUCGCUAAAAAUCGACCACAGGCAAGAUUUGAUGAUGAUAUCAUUAAUGUGGAAAACUCACCAACAUGGCCUAAAGGAGACAAUUAUCAUCCAAAUUCUCUAGAAGCUCUUGCCUACUACGUGCCAGCGAAGAAACCGUCAUUUAGGAAAUAUUACUCGGGAAACGGCAAACCAAAAUCGUUUUACGUCAUUGAGAAAAAUAAGAACUCGGCACAAUAUCACAAAUUGUUGCCAUAA
This is a messenger RNA of Parnassius apollo (apollo), 606 nucleotides long. The record is from the annotation of a GenBank genome assembly. NCBI's taxonomy places the organism in Eukaryota, Metazoa, Arthropoda, Insecta, Lepidoptera, Papilionidae.